Molecule: messenger RNA, 843 nt
Organism: Rotaria sordida
Lineage: Eukaryota; Metazoa; Rotifera; Eurotatoria; Philodinida; Philodinidae
Source: the annotation of a GenBank genome assembly
AUGACACCUCCAACAACACCGAAUUAUGGCGUUAAAUUUCCAUCACGUAAAGAAAGAACAGUCAAACGAGUUACGAAAUGUGAAACACGAGAAAUUCAAAAACGUCUUGAACCACCACCACCACCAAAGCCUGUUCGUGUUCGUCCACCUCCAAAACCUAAAACACCGAAAACAAAAUCCAAACCACCAGCUACACUUUCGAAACCAGUGAGACCUCCAAGUAAUGCUUCAUCACGUUCUAAUGUACGUCCUACAACAUCAAAUUCAUCGAAACAAAAAAUACUUUCUACAUCACGUACUUUACAAGCACCUGAUUUAGAGAAAUUAGCUCGUUUAAAUUGUUCACGUGAAUUUAGUCUUUUUCAUCAAUAUAUUAAAUCUGAUUUGUCAAAAUCUUAUGAAAAUCAAUUAGGAUUUUUACAAACAAAAUUACAACAUUUAAAAAAUGAAUUUACUAAUAAACAAGGUGAACAUCUGAAUUUUGAACAAAUAAAAGAAUAUUAUAAUCAAGCUGUUCAAGAUCAUAUACGGCGUCAAAUUAAACCAGAUGAAUAUGUAACAUUAGCUGAAAAAUUUCGACAAGAUAUAAAAGAAGCAAUUGAUAAAUGGCUUCGCAAAAAAGAAUUUAAACCACCUAAACAAGUAACAGAGUUUUUACAACGACGCCAAGAACGUAUACGAGAUCAAAUCAAACAAACAAUCGAAGAACAAAAAAAACAACAACAAUUAGCUAAACAAGCUGAAAAUACAACUGAAAGUAGUAUUACAAUAACAUCAACAAUAAAAGCUGAAAUACCGACAACAGUAACAGUAGAAGAUGACGAUAUAAUGAUAAUUGAUUAG